Molecule: messenger RNA, 939 nt
Organism: Bipolaris victoriae FI3
Lineage: Eukaryota; Fungi; Ascomycota; Dothideomycetes; Pleosporales; Pleosporaceae
Exons: 4
Coding region: 1-939 (312 amino acids)
Biological process (GO): formation of cytoplasmic translation initiation complex; translational initiation; formation of translation preinitiation complex
Cellular component (GO): eukaryotic translation initiation factor 2 complex
Molecular function (GO): translation initiation factor binding; mRNA binding; translation initiation factor activity
Source: RefSeq, a predicted model, not a curated record
AUGGCUGAUACUGCUGAGGUCCCCGAACGUAAGACACGUAAGUCUGUUCAAUUUUCUGAAGGCACCACGAUCGUCGACAGCAACGGCGAAGUCACCGAGUCUCUGGAGGUGAACGGCGGCAAGGAAUCUGCCGAGGGUCACUCCUCUGGUGGCGCGGGCGAUGACAAGGAGGUCGAAGAGGUCACCGACAUGUUCGCUGACCUCGCUAAGAAGAAGAAGAAGAAGUCGACCAAGAAGAAGGAAGGCGAGGAGGAUGACGGCGCAGAGGGCGAUUUCGCUGCGCUGAAGAAAAAGAAGAAGUCUAGCAAGAAGAAGGUCGAGGAUGAUUUCGAGGCUAAGCUCGCCGCUGCUGGUGGAGAGAAGGCUGAGGGCGAAGAGGAGGCUGCCGCCGCCGAACCAGAAGUGCAAGAAGGCGACAUGAUGAAGGGCACUGGCAUUUGGCAACACGACCAGACGACUCCCAUCAGCUACAACCUCCUCCUCAACCGCUUCUUCACACUCCUCCACGCUCAACACCCCGAUCUCGCCAGCUCAGGCACAAAGAGCUAUAAGAUCCCGCCCCCACAGUGUAUGCGUGAAGGAAACAAGAAGACCGUUUUCGCCAACCUUGCCGAGAUUUGUAAGCGUAUGAAACGUUCCGACGAGCACGUUGCGCAGUUCCUGUUUGCCGAAUUGGGUACGAGCGGUUCAUUUGCCGACCAGAAGCGUCUAGUCAUCAAGGGCCGUUUCCAGCAAAAGCAGUUGGAGAACGUGCUUAGGCGAUACAUUGUCGAAUACGUUACCUGCAAGACUUGCCGCUCGCCCGAUACGGACCUGUCCAAGGGUGAGAACCGUCUCAACUUCGUUACUUGCAACAGCUGCGGAUCAAGGCGUUCGGUCCAAGCUAUCAAGACUGGUUUCUCUGCACAGAUCGGAAAGAGGCGGAGAAUGGUGGCUUAG